Molecule: messenger RNA, 710 nt
Organism: Solanum verrucosum
Lineage: Eukaryota; Viridiplantae; Streptophyta; Magnoliopsida; Solanales; Solanaceae
Exons: 3
Coding region: 145-480 (111 amino acids)
Source: RefSeq, a predicted model, not a curated record
UACAUAAAGGAUCAAAAUAAAACAAACCCAAUACAUUAGGAACUAUUUUGAUCAUUUUCUCAUCUUUGCGUAAUUGUGUGAGGGUUUUGUUCAGAAUCGUCAGGAAGUAGCCGGAGAAGCUCUCAAUCCACAGGAAGCUCAACAAUGGCGUGGAGGCAAAUUCUAUUUUCCAACAGAAGAUUACUUUCAGUACCUUCAAACUCUGUGACAUCUGGGUUCGCUAGCUUUUCCUCUAAAUCCAAUCCUUAUAUAGUGAAGGUGGGGAUUCCAGAGUUUUUGAAUGGAGUAGGGAAGGGGGUAGAGACGCACGUUGAGAAGCUUGAAUCGGAGAUUGGAGAUUUCUCGAAGCUUCUUGUUACUCGCACUCUUAAGCUCAAGAAACUUGGCAUCCCUUGUAAACAUAGGAAGCUGAUACUGAAGUACACUCACAAAUAUAGGCUGGGACUUUGGAGGCCCAGAGCUGAACCUGUGAAAGCUUAAUUAAUUCAUUUUGUUGGUAGUAUUUCUCAUGAAGAAAAACUUUCUGCUAUGAUGCUCAUGUUUUGUACUUGGAUGGAUGUUUCAUAGGGGGUAGCCAACUGCAUCAGGGUUUUUUUCCCCCUGUUUGGAAUUGUCUUUUGAUCAAUAGAGUGAGAAUUAGGCAUUUGCAUUGUAUGAAUACAUCAAAUAACUAAUGCCCUCUUUAUUUUCCUUCUAUUGAGUAUAAAUUG